This is a messenger RNA of Triticum turgidum subsp. durum (durum wheat), 1044 nucleotides long. The record is from the annotation of a GenBank genome assembly. NCBI's taxonomy places the organism in Eukaryota, Viridiplantae, Streptophyta, Magnoliopsida, Poales, Poaceae.
AUGGCGACCGCUCCUGUCACGGUGGUGCCGCGCCUGAAGCUGGGCUCCCAGGGUAUGGAGGUCUCGGCGCAGGGCCUCGGCUGCAUGGGCAUGUCCGCCUUCUACGGCCCGCCCAAGCCCGAGCACGACAUGGUCGCGCUCAUCCACCACGCCGUCGCCGCCGGCGUCACCCUGCUCGACUCCUCCGACAUCUACGGGCCGCACACCAACGAGAUCCUCCUCGGCAAGGCGCUGCUGGGGGGCGUGAGGGAGAGGGUAGAGCUGGCCACCAAGUUCGGCAUCUCGUUCGCCGACGGCAAGCGGGAGGUUCGCGGGGAUCCGGCCUACGUGCGGGCGGCGUGCGAGGGCAGCCUCGAGCGGCUCGGCGUCAGCUGCAUUGACCUUUACUACCAGCACCGCGUCGACACCAGGGUGCCUAUCGAGGUCACGGUUGGAGAACUCAAGAAGCUUGUCGAAGAAGGAAAAAUAAAAUACAUCGGAUUAUCUGAAGCAUCUGCAUCAACAAUCAGGAGGGCUCAUGCUGUUCAUCCUAUCACUGCAGUUCAGAUGGAGUGGUCACUGUGGUCAAGAGAUGUCGAAGAAGACAUAAUUCCAACUUGCAGAGAACUUGGAAUUGGAAUUGUUGCUUACAGCCCACUUGGUAGAGGAUUCUUCUCUAAAGGAGCAAAAUUGGUUGACUCACUAUCAGACCAGGACUUCCGCAAGAAUUUACCUAGAUUUCAACCAGAGAGUCUCGAGAAGAAUGCCCAGAUAUUUGAGCGUGUUGAUGCGAUGGCCACAAGGAAAGGAUGCACACCAUCACAACUUGCCUUGGCUUGGGUUCACCAUCAGGGAAGCGAUGUUUGCCCCAUCCCUGGGACAACAAAAAUUGAAAAUUCCAACCAAAAUGUGGGAGCAUUAGCUGUGAAGCUCACACCAGAGGAAAUGGCUGAACUCGAGUCUUACGCGGCUGCAGGUGAUGUUCAGGGUGACAGGUACCCUCCAAUGGCUAGUACUUGGAAGGAGUCUGAGACCCCUCCAUUGUCAUCUUGGAAAGCUGAGUAG